Molecule: messenger RNA, 1065 nt
Organism: Penicillium pulvis
Lineage: Eukaryota; Fungi; Ascomycota; Eurotiomycetes; Eurotiales; Aspergillaceae
Product: NADP-dependent oxidoreductase
Exons: 2
Coding region: 1-1065 (354 amino acids)
Molecular function (GO): oxidoreductase activity, acting on the CH-CH group of donors, NAD or NADP as acceptor
Source: RefSeq, a predicted model, not a curated record
AUGUCCUACAAACAAAUCCUCUACAACAAGGCUCCUGAGCCAGCUAUCGAUCCCACCCUCAACUCCGGCACCUUUCGCCUAAACACUGUCCCCCGUCCCACAGAUGUCCCGGCAGACAAACUCCUUGUGCGCGUGCACUACCUCUCUCUCGACCCAGCAAUGCGCCAAUGGCUCACAGCCAAACGGUCCUAUAUCGCCCCAGUCGAGCUCGGCGCCGUGAUGCGCGGCCAGAGCAUCGCACAGGUAGUCGAAGUCGGCAGCUCCUUGACCUCGCAAUUUAAAACCGGUGAAUGGGUCGUUGCAUACUCAGGCUGGCAGGAAUACGCCUUGAUGGGCGCAAAGGAAGUGGAGAAAGUGACUCUCCCCGCCGGAGGACGCCCCACAGACGCAAUGUCCGUCCUCGGCAUGACCGGGUUAACAGCUUACUUCGGCAUGCUGGAGGUUGGACAGCCAAAGGCCGGCGAGACUGUUGUUGUUUCUGGUGCUGCGGGCGCGACUGGUAGCAUUGCGGGACAAAUUGCCAAGAUCAAGGGUGCCAAGCGGGUUGUUGGGUUGGCGGGGAGUAAGGAUAAGUGUGAGUUCCUUGUUAAGGAGCUUGGCUUUGAUGCUGCGAUCAAUUAUAAGGAUCCGCAGUGGAAGAAACAGUUGAAGGAGGCUACGCCUGAGUAUAUUGAUGUUUUCUUUGAUAAUACUGGUGGUGAGAUUUUGGAUGCUUGUCUUGCGCGUGCGGCGCGGGAUUCGAGGUUCGUCAUUUGUGGUGCUAUUAGCCAGUAUAAUGCUGCUAAGCCGCAGGGGCCGACGAGCUUUAUGACUGUUAUUUCUCAACGAGUCACUGUGAAGGGAUUCAUUGUUUUUGACUAUGCGAAGAAGUAUGGUGCUGCGUUACAGGAGCUGGCCUCUUGGCUUUCGCAGGGCAAGCUGAAGCGUAAGGAGCAUAUUGUGCAAGGUGGAAUUGAGGGAACGCCUAAGGCUCUUGUUGAUCUGUAUGCCGGUGUAAAUACUGGUAAGAUGAUGGUGGAGGUUGCUCCAGUUAGCGAGGCAUUAGGACCUAAGGCCAAGCUGUAA